This is a messenger RNA of Microsporum canis CBS 113480, 345 nucleotides long. RefSeq lists its product as uncharacterized. The record is from RefSeq and is a predicted model, not a curated record. The coding region runs from base 1 to 345 and encodes 114 amino acids. The transcript is spliced from 3 exons. Lineage: Eukaryota; Fungi; Ascomycota; Eurotiomycetes; Onygenales; Arthrodermataceae.
AUGGCACAUAUCUCCUCGGAACGCAGGCUACCCUUGACAAGGGUGAUGGGUUUGUCGAGGAGGGAUGUAAAGAGAAUGUACUAUGCAAGACAUCCACAUUCUGCUUCAACGGUCUUCUGCGAAUUGCGUGAUCCUUUAAACGAAAGAGUGGAAUAUGGCAUAAACCAUAAUAGAUCGAUGAAUAGCAACCCUGGAGUAAGUCGGAACAAGAGCGAUAAUGAUAAGACCACCAAGGGAAAGAGCUGGCUACUUACUAUGUAUAAUACAGUUAUCUCGCAAGGUGGAUUGCUCCUCCGCAAAGAUGGCCAUCCUGCAUGCAUGAGCGAAAUGACAAGCAUCGCAUAA